GGMCAUCCCAAAUACCAGGAAUCCAAAAGAAUUGCCAUCUUUCUGAGCAUGCCAGACGAAAUCCAGACAGAAGAGAUCAUUAAGGACAUUUUUAAGCAAGGCAAAGAGUGUUUCAUCCCACGUUACAAGCCUGGCAGCAAUCACAUGGACAUGCUAAAGUUAGCAUCAGUUGAAGACAUUUCUUCACUUCCUUUGACAUCCUGGAAUAUUCACCAGCCUAGUGAUGAUGACAGUGUAAGAGAGGAAGCUCUUUCUGGUGGGGGUCUUGACCUUAUCUUCAUGCCGGGCCUUGGGUUUGACAAAAAAGGCAACAGAUUGGGAAGAGGGAAAGGAUAUUACGAUACUUAUCUUGAAAGGUGUGUGAAGCAUCCCAGUGGAAAGCCUUACACAAUUGCAUUGGCUUUUAGAGAACAGAUCUGUGAAUCGGUGCCUGUGGCAGAAAAUGAUGUCCCAAUAGAUGAAGUCCUCUAUGAAGAAUGCUAAAGGUUGUCCUGAGGCCAGCUCUUCUGCAGAGUGACCAGCUAAAGACUUCAGAUCUGUUAAUUGCAACUUCUUAAUAGUCGUGUUUGACUUGGAGAGCAAUAAGGUUGUUACUUUGAUUUGAGCAAAAGAAAACUAUACCUGUGAUCACAGUAACGAGGACUGCAUGGAUUUGCAUCCAAUUGGAAAAUACCUGAUGUGAAUUCUUGUUCUAGAAUCAACAGAAACAUGAAUGUGUGGCUGUCUGUUUAUUAUGGUAAGGAUCAUUUCCUCUCCUCAUACAUUGGAGCACCAAGUUACUUGAUAUUCAGCAGUUUUAUUGCUCCAGUUUAGAGCUGAGCUGUCUACUAAUGACAUUUCUUGAUACAUUCUGGGAUCAGAUUUUUUUU
Messenger RNA from Nothoprocta perdicaria, 869 nucleotides. RefSeq names its product methenyltetrahydrofolate synthetase (gene MTHFS). The coding region runs from base 49 to 483 and encodes 144 amino acids. Gene Ontology annotation, biological process: tetrahydrofolate interconversion; folic acid-containing compound biosynthetic process. The transcript has 2 exons. Gene Ontology annotation, cellular component: mitochondrion. Lineage: Eukaryota; Metazoa; Chordata; Aves; Tinamiformes; Tinamidae. Gene Ontology annotation, molecular function: 5-formyltetrahydrofolate cyclo-ligase activity. The record is from RefSeq and is a predicted model, not a curated record.